CGAAUCCCUGCUUCUUUUUAUUUCAUUUUUUUAUUACUUCUCUUUUAGUCCCUCUAAAGUCUCAACGCAGACCAUGGUGGAGAAUAAUCUCUUCGAGGAUAUUUUCAGAGUAGAAAAACUAAACCCCGAUGACAAAAAAUUAUUCGAUAAAGUUACUCGAAUUGAAGCAAGAAGUGAAAAGUUUGACAUGUUUAUGCACCUUGAUAUCAAUUCUGAGAUAUAUCCAUUAAAGGUUGGUCAGAAGUUCACCCUUGUGCUGGUUUCAUCUCUUAAUCCUGAUGGAACACCAGACACUGGCUAUUAUACACAGAUCAAUCGACAAUCACUGGCCAACAAUUUUGAAUAUGUCAUGUAUGGGAAGCUCUACAGGAUAACAGAGGCUUCUGGGCGUGAAAAGGCGGAGCUAAAUAUUUCAUUUGGUGGGCUUCUGAUGCUGCUGAAGGGAGAUACCUCUCAUUGCAACAAAUUUGAGCUUGAUCAGAGGUUGUAUCUUCUUAUAAGGAAAGUCUGAAAAUUGUAUUUAAAAGAAUGGAGGAUGUGAAUCCUUGUUGUGGCAAAAGCACAGCAGCUACUUCCAACUUAAAAAGAAACGAGCAUCUCUACUAUGAGUCUCAAAUUUACUAUUUAGGUGUUAUAACAAAUUGUAUUGGUUCAUGUUGACGAGAGUUUUAAAAUUAAGACUUGCUACUUGUAUAAGACUUUAGAUUUUAAAAAUUAAAAAAAAAUAUGAUUCUUAUUAGACUUUAAAAAUGUUUUAAAAGUAGUGUAACAUUAUGAGAGACUUGAAAGUAAAAUAAUAUUUCAUGUUAAUGUUUUAUAGGAUUUUUGUA
Molecule: messenger RNA, 830 nt
Organism: Vigna angularis (adzuki bean)
Lineage: Eukaryota; Viridiplantae; Streptophyta; Magnoliopsida; Fabales; Fabaceae
Product: DNA-directed RNA polymerases II, IV and V subunit 8B
Exons: 5
Coding region: 74-511 (145 amino acids)
Biological process (GO): DNA-templated transcription
Cellular component (GO): RNA polymerase II, core complex; RNA polymerase I complex; RNA polymerase III complex
Molecular function (GO): DNA-directed RNA polymerase activity
Source: RefSeq, a predicted model, not a curated record